Molecule: messenger RNA, 315 nt
Organism: Knipowitschia caucasica
Lineage: Eukaryota; Metazoa; Chordata; Actinopteri; Gobiiformes; Gobiidae
Source: the annotation of a GenBank genome assembly
AUGGCAGAUAAAGCCCAGUGUGAGGGUCCAUGCUUCCUGGUGAGGAGCCCCAACAAAAACGUGGCCCAGUGCAGCAGCAGCAGAAUAAACUUCCUCUCCUCGCACCAGAGCGGACACUUCCUGAGGGGAUUGAACCAAAACAAGCCUCUGAAAAAGCAAAAACAGCCCAGCACUAAAUAUUGGGGGGAGUUCCAGACCUCGGGACGUGCUCUGCUCAUGGAGGCCACAUGCACCUGCUCUGGGGCUCAGAGGUCACCAGCCAACACUCAAACCAGACUCUGCACCAAUGUGGAGGAAUAUCACUGCUCAAUCUGA